AUGUUAACUGAAAGAAAAAGUGGUUCUAAAAAUAAGACGUUCCUCUCAAAUUUAUUUAAUGCUAUUGAUAACGCUUUGGAUGGUAGUGAUGAUGGAAGCGAUUCAGAAAGAGAAAGCAUUGAUGGAAAACAGCAUGAACUUGAAGAAUAUGAACGUGAAAAUGAAUGUAAAGUUUGGCGAAAUCCCAUGGCUCUCUUUCGAGGUGCAGAGUAUGGGCGUUUUCACAGAGAAACAGGCCAAGAGCCUCUAACUUAUUAUGAUUUGAAUUUAUCAGCACAGGAUCACCAAACAUAUUUUUGCUGUGAAGCAGAUGCUGGGAAGGAAGAUUUGGAAAUAAUGUCGUUAGCUUGGAGAGAACGUGACAGUCAAGUACGUAUAUCUGAAGCAAAGAGAGCACUUAAAUGCAAUCCUGAAUGUGCUCCUGCAUUAAUUUUAUUAGCAGAAGAAUUUUGUCAAACAAUAUCUGAAGUAGAAGAAUAUUUAAGAAAAGCACUUCGAAUUGUUGAAGGAAUGUAUAGACGUAGUCAAGCAGCUGUUUAUCCUGAUAUAGAAUCUCAACAAAAAAGUCGAGAUAUUAAUAUGCUGGUUUUUAUCCGUCGUCGACUAGCUAUGUGCUCGAGAAGAGAAGGACGUGUUCGCGAGGCAAUUAAAAUAAUGCGCGAUAAUGUUAUGAAUAUCCACGAAAAUUUAAUUGAAGCAUUAUUGGAGCAACGUGCCUAUGCAGAUGCUAUGGCUGUAUUAGCCAAAUAUGACUCUUAUGAUGAUUGUGUAAUGCCAAAAUCAGCAACUGUUUGCUUUACCUCAGCUUUACUCAAAGCUCGUGGUGUAGCAGACAAAUUUGAACCUGAAACAAUGCGAAAACGAGGAUUUUCUUCGGCAGAGCUAGCUGCUGUUGAAGCUAUCCACAGAGCGGUGGAAUUUAAUCCUCAUGUACCUCUUUAUCUUUUGGAACGAAAGCCUGUAACAAUGCCACCCGAACAUAUUCUAAAACGCGGUGAUUCCGAAGCUGUAGCUUAUGCAUUUUGGCAUUUACAGCAUUGGAAACGAGUAGAAGGAGCUCUUCAAUUACUACAAUAUACGUGGGAAGGAACCUUUCGAAUGCUUCCAAAUCCCACCGAGAAAGGUCAUCUUUUCUUUCCUUAUCCAACAUGUACAGAACAAGCCGACAAAGAAUUAUUUCCUCGUUUGUAUUUUAAUAAUUUUUAA
This is a messenger RNA of Meloidogyne enterolobii, 1206 nucleotides long. The record is from the annotation of a GenBank genome assembly. NCBI's taxonomy places the organism in Eukaryota, Metazoa, Nematoda, Chromadorea, Rhabditida, Meloidogynidae.